UCCUGUAAGUUGCAAUCAACUGUUUCUUGUCUUUAGGAGUCGCAUCAACAUUGUCAACUUUAUAAGCCGAGAGCAAUAUUCGGGAGUCGUUGUUGGAUGGCGCCUCAAUUGGCUUCUGAAGGAUCACGAAAAAUAAGGUUCAUCGAGCCACCGGAAAUGACCCCCAUCGACAGUGGUGGAGCCGGAGCAUCUGCAAGCCAAAAAGUUGGCGGCAGGGCUUGAGCACUGGGGGUAUUUGAAUUCCCCGCAAGCCUUUGAAACAAUCUUCGAGAUUCAAGGGAAUUUUCCCACGACAUCCCCUGAACCUGGGAUUCCGGGGUGUUUGCGAUUGGCCGAACAAUUCUUCAGAUAGCCGUCAGGUAAUCAACACAAAACCUUCAUCAGCCGCUGUCACCGGAAACCUUCUUUUCCGUCUCGCCAGAAGCUAAUUAUCCUGUCCACUUAACAUCUCAACGGCGGUUCUUUUAGCCUGCUACAAGAUGUUAUUUCUCUGGGCUGCUAUACUUUCGUGUGUGACGGUAACUGUCCUCGCGAAGGAUUGUACCGGUAUCAAUGCUAUCAAGCCAGAAUGCAACUCUAAAGAGUCUGCAUACCAGCGAGAUGUAUUCUGGGUUGGGGGCAAGUACGUCAAUGCAGCCGUCGGGCUCUUGACGUAUGAUCAGAUGUACGUCGAGAAACUCACGCCACAGAAGGGUGUCAGGCAGCCAUAUCCCUUGGUAUUUUUCCAUGGAGGCGGCGUCUCGGGAGGAACAUGGCUGAACACACCAGACAACCGAAAAGGCAUGGCCUCUAGGUUUCUCGACAAAGGAUAUCUCGUCUAUAUCGUUGAUCAGACAUCGGUUGGUCGCGGGACACAGAAUGACCUGACUGGAUAUCCUCUGCGCAUUGGUAGUACUGCCAAUAUCACGGAAGUUGGCUUCACAAACCCAGAAGCGAAGAAUGCAUACCCUCAGAGCCAAUUGCACACCGAAUGGCCUGGGACAGGAAUUCGUGGCGAUCCUGUCUUUGAUGCUUUCGAGUCGUCCUUUAUCCCCUUGACAUCAAACAACACCCGGCAAGAAUUGUCGAUGCGAGCAUCUGGAUGCGAACUCCUUUCUCUCAUCGGCCCCUCAUUUCUCGUCGCUCAUUCGAUCGGCUCUAUCCACCCGAUCCUCCUGGCUGAUGAGUGUCCAACUCUCGUUGCAGGAAGUGUGAACUUGGAGCCAGGAAACAUCCCAUUCCAGUCAUAUGUCGGCAAUGCCACCUCUUCGGUCGGUCGAACUGCUGCCCGUCCAUUCGGUCUGACGGUCACCAAUCUCAACUUCUCACCACCGAUCUCAAACUACACCGACCUGGUGACCGUGACCGUAGGUGAAGAUACACCUUCCAAGAGAUCUUGUAUCUUGCAAGCAACUGGCGGAAAUCACACCGUUCACACCCUUCCCAACGUCGCCAAGGUCCCAUACGUUGCCUUCACUGGAGAAGCCAGCCCACACGCAACUUAUGAUCACUGCGUGAUCGAUUUCCUCAACCAAGUUGGUGUGAAGACCGAUUGGAUCAAGAUGGCGGAUGAGGGUGUUCGUGGAAACGGACAUUUUGGAUACCUGGAAUCGAACAGCUAUGACUACUUCAAGGUGGUUGAGAGGUGGGUCGCGAAGCAGGCGAAGACCUUGGGACGAUAUGAUCGAAGAUGACGCAUGACUGUAAUGAGAUCUGUGGAGACCAAUGUAUAUAUGACCUUCAAUCAGUGUAUAUAAUUUAUAGGUUCAUAACGAAAUAAUGUCUCCAAACAAGUUC
Messenger RNA from Cadophora gregata, 1776 nucleotides. RefSeq lists its product as uncharacterized. Bases 480 to 1673 code for a protein of 397 amino acids. Lineage: Eukaryota; Fungi; Ascomycota; Leotiomycetes; Helotiales; Ploettnerulaceae. The transcript is spliced from 3 exons. The record is from RefSeq and is a predicted model, not a curated record.